GCAGUUCUGUGGCGUCUUCGACGCGCUGGUGGCGGACAGCGAGGGUCAUGCUCGCUUGGCACGGGGCGAUGUCAUGCUGGAUACUCUCAAGGCGGUGCCCAUGAAGAAAUGGAAGCACUUCGUGGGUUCCCUGGCCUUGGACCAACGCACUGAGUUCGACAAGGGCGAUAUUGGUCUCCCCGGAGGUGUGAAAGUCGCGGAGCCUGCUGGUGCGAAUCCACAGACCAAGGACCAAAUCAUCCGCUUCGGAGGAUACACCGAUCCUUCUCUUCCCUGGCCUGAGAAGAAGAGCAGCGAUGAGGAUAGUACGAAAAAGAUGAUCCAGAAGACGAUUCAGAGGUCUUUAAAGAAGCUCCUGGGGAAGAAGGGCAUGGGAAGCGAGAGUGAUUUUACCACGAGGAGCAGUCAUCAGACGAGCAGCAGCCUCAGUGACAAGGGCAACGCCCAAUGACCUGGUGCCUUCCACGUUCAGAUUUCUGCAGGGUUGCACCGACAUGAAUUCGGAGAGAAGUCUGACAUGCAGGCCUAAAUCGAAGAAACUCAC
Molecule: messenger RNA, 544 nt
Organism: Durusdinium trenchii
Lineage: Eukaryota; Dinophyceae; Suessiales; Symbiodiniaceae
Source: the annotation of a GenBank genome assembly